CUGUGUUUUGAAUUGCAGGUACUGUUCAGUGCUGUGUGACCGCUGGCAGCCAAGGACCUAACAGACAGUCAUCCAAAACAAUGAUCAAACUAUAAAUCAGUUUGCCAUCAGAAACCUUAAAAAGAAGAAAUAAUCUGCAAAUACAUCUCACACAUCAGAUUAAAAACAUAGCAGCCAUGUUGUCGGUCUAUGUGGCUUUUCUGUUUCUCUGCACUGCCCACCUGCCACUAGACUCUUCCGCCCUUCCAUUUGAGCAGAAAGGAUUCUGGGACUUUGGCAAGGACAUUGAUGUGAAAGAGCUGAUGCUGAUGAUGAAGGACCAGGAAGAAGGGUCAGCUGUGGAUCCAUACCAACCGGAACAUCCCACAUGUCCAUUUGGCUGUCGGUGUGACCUCAGAGUCGUACAGUGCUCGGAUUUAGGUAAGUCAAUUCAGAGCCAAAACAAGCCCGCUACAUUCCGCUGUGUCAGUGACCAAAUGGCUGUACAGUUUGGCAACCACAAGAAAUGAAAAAAAAAAAUGCACAAAGCCAAUCCAGGAGAGCAAGAGGAAAAUGCCCAUAAUUUGUGUAAAUCGAGAUAUUUGAGUGAAGAAGAUGAAUAAACAUUUUCAUGGAGGCAUAGUUCAGAAGAAACAUGGACUCCAUUUAAACGGAAGUCAAAGUCCAACCGGUCUAUUGAAAACUGAAUAUUGAUGUGUGUAAUUCCCUGCUGACAUUAAUGAAUAUAUACUUUAAUUUAGUUGACAUACAGCAUUGAUGAUUCCUUGAGAUGUCUAUCAACAGCUUCAUUUGCUUCGUUUUCAUGGGUUGCAUCUUUAAAUAUUGAGAUAAAUUCACAGUUUGUCAUUCUGGACGGCUGAUUGUCACUCAUUCAUCAUGGUAAUACUGUAAUAAAGUGGAUUGUGUUGUGGAUGUUCAUCAUGCCAUCACAAGA
Molecule: messenger RNA, 934 nt
Organism: Sinocyclocheilus grahami
Lineage: Eukaryota; Metazoa; Chordata; Actinopteri; Cypriniformes; Cyprinidae
Product: biglycan-like
Exons: 3
Coding region: 177-509 (110 amino acids)
Source: RefSeq, a predicted model, not a curated record